AUGGCCCCCCAGUUUGUUCCACCACCCCAUACCACGCUCCACGUGCCUCCACUGCUCCUUACCACGCCCCACGUGCCUCCACCGCACCAUACCACGAGUCACUCAGCUGCGGCUCACUCACAUGCCCACCACGUGCGCACAGGCCCGCCCCAUCUGCUCUCCAUGCCACCCGCACUGCAUGCUGUGCCGCCCGUGUCUGCCGCCCUUUCUGCCCCUGCCACCCUUGCUCCACCUGCUGCCCCUGCUGCACCUGUUGCUGCUGCUGCCGGUGGGGUGUCAGCAGCAGGCGUGGCGGGUGAUGGUGCUGGUGCUGGUGCUGGUGCUGUUGAUGGUGCUGGUGAUGGUGCUGGUGCUGGUGCUGGUGCUGGUGCUGGUGCUGGUGCUGGUGCUGGUGCUGGUGAUGGUGCUGGUGCUGGUGCUGGUGCUGGUGCUGGUGCUGGUGCUGGUGCUGGUGCUGGUGCUGGUGGCGGCAGCAGCGGCGGUGCAGCAGCAGCUGCUGCUGCUGGCGGUGGUGGUGGUGGCGGUGGUGGUGGUUUCGGGUUUGAGUUGGACCUAAAUGCGCCAUUAGACGAGGACGAAGCUGAUGCUCAAGGUGGAAACGAAGGCGAAUUUGAAGGUCAAGGUCAGUUCGAAUCUAAAACAAGGGGUGAAGCGGAGGAUAAAAGAGCAGCAAAAACUGAACGUGAAAGUGCAGAUGGCGGUGCUUACUCAGCCAGAGGUGGUGCUGACUCAGCGCGAGGCGGUGCUGACUCAGGCCAGGACCGCAGCACGGUCACUGAUGCGAGCGGUGCUGCUCUGAGUGGUGGGGGCGAGAGAAUGGUGGGAGAAGGAGGAGGAGGGAAGGUGGAAGACGAGGGUGGGGCAGAGCGGAAGGGCGUGGGGAAGGGCGUGGGGAAGGGCGUGGGGAAGGAAUCAAGUAAUCCUAGGAGGGAUUUCCUGCACGAUCUCAAUAUGACUCAGGAGGAGGGGGAGGUGGGGCAGGAGGAAGGCGAGAUGGCGCAGGAAGAGGGGCAGGCGGGGUUGGAAGAGGGGGGCGGGAGAGGGAUGGCGGGUGGGCAGGGAAGGGGAGAUGAUGGACGAAGGAAGGGGUUUAUGGUGGAUAUGAAUAUGGCUUUGGAUGGGGAGGAGGGCGGGGAGGAAGGGAGUGUGGGGGGGGUGGCGAGGAGUGUGGGGUCGGAGAGUGCGGGGAUGGAGAGUGAGAAGGUGGAGAGUGUGGGGGUACCUGGUGGAAAUGAAGGAGGGGACUGGGAAGUUAGGGCAGGUGAGGAGGGGAGGAAGGAGGUGGGUGAAUCAGGCGAGGUGAUGAGAGUGGAAGGGCAGGAGGCAAAAAGGGGUGGAGGAGAGGAGGGAGGGGCGGAGGAGGAAGAGGAGAUGGGGGUGGGGGCAGCAGAUGUAGGCAUGAAGGGAGACAAGCAGGGGGACACGGAAGGGGAAAAGCAGGGAGGUGCAGAGGGGGACGCAGGGGAAAUCAGAGGGGCGGUGCUUGUGGCAGGGAGAGACAGGCAGGGGAGUGCAGAAGGGGGAAAGCAGGGAGGGACAGAAGGGGAGGAGGGAGACGCAGUUGCAAGUGCGGAGGUUGGGGGAGGGAAGAGGUCGAAGAGAGGCGCAGGAGAGGGGGAAACGGGGGGUAGGGAGGGGAGAGAGGGGAAGGAGAAGGGGAAGAGGAGGAGGAAGGAGGGGCGAUUGGCAACAGUGCCAGGGGAAGCUGGUUCUGGCGGUGGUAGGGAGGCAGGUGGUAGGGAUGUUGCUGGAAAGGGGACUGAUACUGAUGGUGGGAAGACGGGAGUGCGAGGAGAGGGAGAGGCAGGGGUAACCGGUGGUGUGGGUGGUGUGCCAGGAGCAGGAGUGGGAGGAGUGGUGGGGGGUGUGGGUGGUGUGGGUGUGGUGCAGAGGGGUGCAAAAAGAGUGAAGGUAGAGGAGGUGGGGGGUGAAGGGAGUGUGGAAGGGGCGGGAGGGAGUGUGGAGGAAGGAGAAGCGGUUGGGAGGGGUGCAGAUGGAGCAGUAACUGAAAGGGGGCCGGAGGGCAGUUCACGCCAUAUUAUUGCGGGGGGCUUCUUUAACGAGGUGACUUUUGAGUUGACUCAAGAGCCACCCCGUUACGCCACUCUGUCAUGUUACACCAUUACAUGGAGCUUCUUCAACUUCCCCUUCACGAUCUUCCUUCCACCCUGCAGCUGCUUUUCCUUCUUGCUUCUUCCCAUCUCUCCCCAUCUCUCCCCACAUCUUCCCACCUCUCUCCACGUCUUCCCACCUCUUCACAUGUCCUUCCCACCACUCCCCACCCCCUCAGGGCUGGACCUGCACGAUCUAGUGUGGUCGGCCCACACAUGCAGCGACCUGCCUUCUCUAGAUGCCCUUCUCGCCCAGACCAUCUCUCUGUGCCAUCGCCACAUGGCCUUCCACCUCAUCUCCCCUCCCCUCUUCCCUUCCCCCCAGGACUCGACCUGCUCGACCUGGUAUGGGCUGGACCUGCACGAUCUAGUCUGGUCGGCCCACGCUCACAGCGACCUGCCUUCUCUCGACGCGCUGCUCGCCCAGACCAUCGCUCUGUGCCAUCGCCACAUGGCCUUCCACCUCAUCUCCCCUCCCCUCUUCCCUUCCCCCCAGGACUCGACCUGCUCGACCUGGUAUGGACUUGACCUCCUGGAUCUAGUCUGGUCAGCUCACGCACGCAGGGACCUGCCCUCAUUAGACGCCCUUCUCGCCCAGACCAUCGCCCUCUGCCAUCGCCACAUGGCCUUCCACGCCGCUGCUGUCUCUGCUGGCCCCUCCUCGCUCUCCCUCGCACACGCCUCCCCCGCCGCCACCGCUGCUGCGCUUGCAUCGGCCCGCUACCACUACUGCUCGCUCGCAUUUGUUUCCAAGAAGAUUCCCGAAGCCUUUGGUCUGCGGCGUACCAGAGAGGCGCUCCUAUCAGUGCUCAUGGCACCAGAUGCAGACGACACAGGUGCAGCAGGAGGGGGGGACCGAGCAGGAGCAGGAGGAGGGGGAGGGGGAGGGGAGAGGGCGUCAAGGAAGGCCACGCCAGUGCUGCUGCAGGCGCUUGCAUGCCGCCUGCUGCUGCACGCCUUUGCUGCUCGCCCUCGCUGGCCCGUCGCCUUCCUAGAGGCCUAUCUCAGCGAUGCCUGCGGCCCACGUCACUGGGUGGACCUGGAUACAUGCAGGGACUUUGUCUCUGCCGUCUCUGCCUGCCUGCCUCACUCCCUCGUCGCUCCCCCGCCUGCCCUGCUCCGCCCUCCAGCUGCCGCCCCACCUGCUGCUGCUGCUCGUGCUGCCACUGCUGCUGGUCCUGGUGGUGCUGCUGCUUCGAGGAUUUCGGCUGCGGCGUCUGCUGCAGCUGAUUCAGCGGAAUCAGGAGGGAAAGGGGUGAAGGGGAGGGCAGGAGGGGGCGGCCCUCCUCGCUCCCCUGCUGUCAGCACCAGCAGCGUUGGUGGGGGCAGCGUGAGCGGUGGUGCUGCUGCAAAGAAAGGGGCGUCAGACACUGCCACGUCAUCGGAGAGGCUCGGAAGCGUCGGCUUGGAUCGGUUCGGAGGUUCGGAAACCGAGGCUGAGAUAGAGCGGCUGUUUGUGGGCAGCAUUCAGCGAAUGGUCAGCUCCGGCAGCAGCAGAGAGAAUCCGAGGCACCUCAUCAGGCUGCUGGUCCUGGGGGCGGGGUAUCCGCUGGUGAGAGUGCAGGCAGCCUCUCUGCUCCCACCCUGGCUCUCCUCCACUGUGCACGCCCGCUCUGCUCGCCUGCUGCUGGAGCGAGUGAUAGCCCUCACACGCGGCACCACCGCUGCUGACUGGCGCACGCUGGAGCACCUGUUGAGCAUCAAGGCGAAGGGGUCGCAGCAGGGAGGCAGCACACUGCCGAUGGAGAUAGCAGCUCAGCUCGUCAACAUUCGUCCUGAAUACGCUGCCUUUGUCAUCAAGGUGACUCCUUCUUAUGCCAAGCUCAAACCCUCUGCCUUUCCCUACUCUCUCCCUUCCCCACUUUCUUCUCUUCACCUCCCCUCUGCCCUUUCUCCUUCCUCUGCACCAAUGCUCAACCCGCACCUCCCAUCCCUCUCCUCCCCACCCGUCGCACGUCCCUCUCCUGUCUCUCCCCUUACCUCUGCCCGUCCCCUCUCCUCUGUCCGCCAUCAGGAGUUCUCAGUGGAUCCAACGCUCAACCCCCACCUCCCAGCCCUCGCAACCAAGCAGCUCUUCCAUCCCUUGCCACUCGCAGCCUCGGCCCUGCCAGAGAGCCUCCUUGUGCCGGCCUACUGCCGCCUCGCAUCACUCGUCCGCACUCUCCUGCUGCUGCACCUCUCUGCUGCCGCUGCUGCUGGUGGUGCUGCUGGUGCCACUGCUGCUGCUGCUGGUGCCACCGCUGCUGCUGGUGGUGCUGCUGGUGCCACUGCUGCUGCUGGUGGUGCCACCGCUGCUGCUGGUGAAUCCGCGUUUGCUCAUGGACAAGGGCGCGCGUACAGGGCUGGGGAAGGGGAGGAAGGGAAAAGGGAGAGGCGGAGGGGAGGAGGGCAGGGGGAUGAAGACGGGGAGCAGCAGAGCGAGCGGUUGACCAAGGCUCUCUUUGAUACAGCAUACGGAGGCAGUGACCUGGUGUGCCACAGUGGUAGCAGCAGACUGCAGCAGCCUCUGCCCCUCGCACCUGCUGAACCUGCCUCUGCACACCUUCCUCCAUCAUUAUUCCCUCCCUUGCUGUCCCUCCCCUCCCUGCCCGUCCCUCACUGCCUCCAACAGACCGAGGCAGUGACCCGGUGUGCCUGUCGGAGUUACUCCCCUCUCCUUACUCACUCGUCUCUUGCCCUUGCCUCUUCCCUGCCUUGUGUCCUCACCUUCUUCCCUUCCUUCUUAUUCUGGCCUUUCCCCACCUCUGUCCCCACUCCUACGGAGGCAGUGACCUGGUGUGCCACGGUGGUGGCAGCAGACUGCAGCAGCCUCUGCCCCUCGCACCUGCCCUCUGCACCCGCUGCUGCUGCUGCUGCUCCUCAGAAUCUCCAAAAGCAGCAGCAGCAGCAGCGAGAGCAAGGAGUGAAGCAGGAGGCAGAGGUGGCAGAAGGGACGGGGGCGGGCACAAGGGAAGGGGCGAUGGGUGCGAGUCAAAUGGGUGCAGAGGGGUCCGGUGUGUCUAUCUUCGAUCUGCUGCGCUGUGUGCUCUUCUUCGACCCCAUCCCGGCGCCCAAGAGAGAGGAGGGCAGUGCAGGGGCAAGGGAUGGUGGAGAGGAGGGGGGCACGAGUGGGGGGGCUGCGGAGGAAACGGAGGAGGAGGAAGAAGGAGUGAGAGUGGUGGAGACAUGGGUGGGGCUGCCAGUGCUGGAGGAGACUCUAGCUCGGGUCAUUCUGCUGGGGAUAUCUUCCCCGGGACCAGGUCAGGACGCGGCCAUGCAAAUGCUGCUGCACCUGCUGGUGCGAGCUGCUACAGUGCCCUCCCUCUGGGCGGGAAGGCUUGUCGUUUCUGGCCCUCAGCUAUCAGCAGCGAUAUUCAAGCUCGCCUCAGUGGUCCUGCCUCGCCCCCUCCUCGCUCUCCACCCGCCCCCUCCCAAGCUGCUCGCUGCUCGCCGCUUCUGGCAGGCCUGCUGUGCCGCCGUCCUCAUCACUGCCCUCUCCGCUUCACCCCCCUCCCCGCCUCCUCCUCCUCCUCCUCCCACUCCUCAACCUUCCUCUGCUCCUCCUCCUCCUGCUGCGCCCUCUUCAAGUGGCGGCAGUGGCGCUGGUGGCUGCUUCCCAUCGUGCCAGUCACCAACGGUGCAGCGCAUGCUGGAAGCACUCUUCAUGCACCAUGUGCCAUCCGUCACCGAAUCACAGCAUGCCACGUGGCAGAGGCAAGCCGAGCAGGACACCCAGGCCUCAGCCCUCCUGCGUCGUCUGCUCUCCUCCUCCUCACCGCCUCCCAUCAAGCAAGAAUGGCACGAAUUGGCUGCCGGUUCGCUCUCUUUCCCUCCACCCUGCCACCCCUACCAGGGUGGAGUGGCGGCCUCCUGGUCAUGGCUGCACGGCUUCCUCUCGAGCAACCCGGCAGUGGUGGCUCAUCUGGCCCCCACCACUCAGUGCGCCAUACUCUACCAGCAGUGGCGCUGGGAGGAUGCGUCCCUUCCCCACUCCGCCCCUCCGCCUCUCUCCCCCUCCCACACGCGAAGCACGGUACAGUUGCUGCAAGCCGCUGUUGCGAGGGAGGUGAGGGAAAGAGGAAAGGCCGAUGGGGCAAUACACGAAGGGGGGAGAGAGAGAGCCGAGGCAGAGGAGGCAGCAGGAGGAAGAGCCGGGGGGGGUGAAUCAACCAAGGGAGGUGCAGUGGUGGAUAUCGUGGGGUUGCUUGCAGGCAAGCUGGCCUCUCGGGAGAUAAACCAGCUGCCCAUGGCAUGGGAUGCUGCGCGCCUGCUGCUGCCUGCAGUGUGCCAUGCUGUGAUGCGAGAAACUCACACCCCCACGAUUGUUGCUUACAUAUCUUACCUGCACUUCUGGUACCGCCAGCAGCAGAGCAACCAAGCUUGCAGGCAGCAACAGGGAGAGGCGACGAGUGUUGGCAGUGGGGAGGUGGAGGAGAAGCGAGGGGAUCGGAAGGUGGGGGUGAGUGAAAAGAUGGGGGAGGAGGAGGUGCACGAGAAGGGAGAAGAGGAGGAGAAAGGGAAGGGGGGAGAGGAGGGAAAAGAGGAGGGAGAGGAGGGAAAAGAGGAAGUAGAGAGAAAAGAGAAGGGAGAGGAGGAAAACGAGAAGGGAGAAAGUGAGGGAAAGGAGAAGGGAGGGGGUGCGAAAGGAGGGGAGGAGGGAGGGGAUGGUGGAAGAGAAGAGAAAGGAGGGGAGGAGGUGGACGAAGAGCAUGAGCGUGAGAAGGAGAGUGAGAAGGAGGGUGAGAAGGAGGGUGAGAAGGAGAGUGAGAAGGAGGGUGAGAAGGAGGGUGAGAAGGAGGGUGAGAAGGAGGGUGAGAAGGAGGGUGAGAAGGAGGGUGAGAAGGAGGGUGAGAAGGAGGGUGAGAAGGAGAGUGAGAAGGAGGGUGAGAAGGAGAGUGGGAAGGAGAGUGAGAAGGAGGGUGAGAAGGAGGGUGAGAAGGAGGGUGAGAAGGAGGGUGAGAAGGAGGGUGAGGAGGGUGAGGAGGAAAGUGAGAAGGAAGAUGGGGGAAGGGCAAGGGAGAAGGGUGGAGAAGGGGGAAGGGCAGAAGGGGCGGAAGAGAAUGCAGGGGGUGUGAUGGGGGGAAGAGAUGGCGGAAGGAGAGAGGACGAAGAUGUGGAGAUGGCAGAUGCUGGGGGUGAGGGAAGUGAGGGCGAUGUUGAGGAGAUGGGCGAAGGGAGCAUAAAAGGAAGAGGAGGCGAAGAGGGAAAGCGGAGGGCGGGGGAGGAGUUGGGGGGUAAGGGGAAGAAGGUGCGGAGUGAGGGGGAAGGGGAGAACGGGGAGGAGGAGGGGAAGGGGGGAACAAAAGGGGAAGAUGGGGGGAAAGAGGAGGAGGAAGGGGAAGAGGCUUUAGAACGACCUCCCUGGUCGCCUGUGGGGAGCCGUGGGGAGGAUGGGGUUGAUGGGGGGAAUGGGGUUGAUGGGGGAAAUGGGGGGGACGAGGGGGAAGAGAUGGAGGAAGGAGAGAGGGAAGGUGGGCAGGAGACGGGGAAGAAGAGGGAUGGGGAGGGUGGGGUGGGAGAUGGAGCAGAGGCAAUGGAAGUGGAAGGAGGAGAAGAAGGGGGAGGUGGGGAUGGUGGGGAUGGUGGGGGCAGUGAGGAUAAGGGUGAAGUUAAUGCUGCUGUUUCUGCUGGUGCUGCCUGUGAUGUUGCUGCUGCGGGGGAGGGGAUGCAGGUGGACGGGAGGAGAGAGGGUGGAGAGGAGGAGAAGAUGGAGGGGAGGGCAGGCGCGAUGGAUGGUGAGAGGCAGAGAGGAGGGGAGGGAGACGAGGGUGUGGGGUCAUGGCAUGUGGUGUGUGUGCUCUGUGAUUUGCUGCGAGAGGCUCUGGAGGGAGGGAGUUCAGGGGGGAUGAGGGAGGAGAUGAGGGAUGGGAUGGGGAAGGAUAUGGGAACGGGGAUGGGAGCGGGGGUAUGGGGGCGGAUAAGGGAGGGAAGGAGGGCUGACGGUGAGGAGAGGGUUCUCUUCGCCCCCGCUGCUGCUGCUGCGCGCACAGACGGCACAGAUGCAUCUGCUGCACUCCCUCCUGCCACUCCUGGGCUUGUCCUUGUUCCCCUGGUGGUUGUGCGGGCAGCUGUGGACGUGCUGUUGCUGCUCUCCUCCCUCCCUGCUCUCUCAUUACCCCCCACCACAACAACUGCUCUCCCUGCUCCUCCUGCUGCUCCCAACACGAGUGCUAUCACUCCUGCUCUGCCUCUCGCCUCCGACGCUGCAAUGCUGCCAGGUGCAGUGCUGCAAGCAAGGAGUGCGUAUCAACGGCUCAGCCGACUGCUCUUCUUGGAUCCUAUCACUCCCGCCUCUGCUCUUGCUGCUGCUGCUGCUGCUUCUGCUGCUGCUGCUGCUUUGCUUCCGUCUGUAGCAGCUGCAGCAGCAGCUUCAGCCACUGCUGUUGGCGCAUACAGCGCUGCCACUGACGGCUCGGAUGCAGCUGUGACAGGUACUGCCUCCGCCAGGGUGUGGCGAGUCAAGUUUGUGGCGGGCAAGGGAGGGGCGGGGAGGGCUUUGCAGGGAGGUGUGUGGGUAGCUGAGGAAGGGGAGAUGGCGGAGAGAGGGGAGGAGAUGGUGGGAAGAGGAGAGGAGGUGUGCCUUGUAACGAAGGAGCAAGUGCUGCUGCUUGGUGAAGGAUGGGGAGUGGAGGGCAAAGAUGGUCGGGAUAAAGUGGGCGAAGGAGAUGGUAUGGGUGGAGCAGGAGGAGGAGAUGGUAUGGAUGUGGAUGGGGGAGAAGGGAAGAAGAGUAGAGAGCUCACUCAGAUAGCAGAUGGCGGAGAAUUAGGGGAAGGAGUAGAGGCACGAGGAGCGGAAGGAGGAAUUGGAGGAGGAAGAGAGGCGAUGGAAACAGAUGCAGCUGACACAGUAGGGCCCGCACCAUCCAUGCCAGACACAGCAGCAGCAGCGGAGGCAGCAGCAGCCAAAGAAAAAGAAGCAGCAGAGCCAGUGACAGCAGCAGCAGCAGAAGCAGAAGCAUCGGCAGGAGGGGUAAGAGAAGAAGGGCUUCAAUCAGGCAGUGCAGGGCAGCCUUGCUGGGUGGAGAAGGGCUGCCCGCUUCUCUCCUCAUCUUUCCUCUUCUCCACUCUCCUCUCUCUCCCUCUCUCAGCGUUCAAAGCCCAGGUGCAGCAGGCAAUGCAGGCAACCUUGCUGGGUGCGGGGAGGGGCGAGCUAGGAACGGAAGGGGGGACAAGCGGGAUAGGACUGAAUGAGGUGACUUUUGAGUCGGCUCAAAAGUCGCCGGAAGAGGGGACAAGCAGGAUAGGACGGAAUGCUGCAAGAGAAGCAAGCAGGGAAAGGGAGGAAGCGAGGGAAGGGGGGAAAGAGAGUGGCAUGGGGGAGUUAGUGGGGCGGCUUGUGCGCGUGUUGGAGGGACUUGUUGGGGUGCAGGAGGAGGGUGAAGGCGCUGCAGCAGGCAAGGCUAGUGGGGCGGAUGCGAGGGAGGCGGAUGCGAGGGAGGCGGAUGCGAGGGAGGCGGAAGCAGUUGGCCAUGAAGGGGAGGAGGAGGGGCAUGGGCAGCAUGCAGGGCAGGAAGGGAAGGAAGGCGGGCAGGAGGACCAGGAGGGGGAGACAGCAGAGCAAGAGGACUUGCAGCAAGGCAAGUCAAGAGGCACUCUCCCUACUGCACAGGACGAGGCGAAGGCUGUAGCUGCUCUGGAAGCACUGCUGCUGCUCGACCCCUCCGCUUCCCACCCCAGCUUCCGCUCCUUCCUCUCUCUCACCCACAGUCACGGACACAAACACAAUCUCGGUCGGUCUCGCGGUCGCAAUCACGCUCGCUCCUUUUCUCCCUCUCCCCGCCUCCUGCUCCUCCCCCGCAUGCUCCAUGCGGCAUAUGCCGCCCUCUCUGACCCACGCGUGCCUGAUGCUGCCGUUUUCAGUCUCGCCUCCUUUCUCUGCCAGCAAGGGGCAGUCUGCGACUUACCCUCAGUACGACAAGGGCACGGUUCGAAGUUACCUGUUGGAGAGGAUGUGAGGGCGGAAGGAGGUGGGGAUGAGGAGUGGAGUGUGUGGGCUGUUCGGGAGUUGGCGCAAGCAGCUCUGAGGUUCAUUGCAGGUGCUUUAGAGGCAGGUCGGAGUGGUGAUGAUCAAAUCAGCGAGAUCGCUACGGUGCGAUCUCAGCCAUCCGUUUUCGUUUUGACAUCAAAGGAAGCAGCGGGGCUCGCUCAAAUCGCUGCGGCUGAGCUGGCAGCUUCUGAUUGGCUGACUGAGCAUGCCGUUUGUCAAAAGGAGGCGCCAAAGCAGCAAGCAGAGGGAAGCAGGAGAGAUGGAGGAGGAAUGUGGGGAGUGUGGAGAGGUGCAGGCUUUAGAGAGGGGGAAGGGGAGGGGGAGGAGGAGAGGGAGCAGGAGGAGGAGAGGAGGCAAGCGGAUGAAAGGGAGGUGGUGCUGGUGCAGGUGUUGACGAGAGCAGGCAGCUUCCUGCAAGCUGCUGAAUAUGCUGAUGUUGCUGCUGGGGAUGCCAGUGGUUGGGAUGCUGAAAGUGCUGAUGGUGGUGCUGACGGUGGUGGCAGCAGCACCCGUACAUCCCGGGCGAUUGUGGAUGAGCUGUGUCGACUCACUCAGCAGCAGCAGUGGAACAACCAGCAGGGCAAUCAGACCCAUCAUUUCAUGGCAGAAGCUGCAUGGAAGCUUCUCGCAGGCCUCUACUGCACAGCGCCAGACGCACUCUCCAGGCACCUUCCUGAGCCGCGGGCCGGUUGGAAGGGUCGUGUGGCCUCUCGCUCUGUCCCUGAAAGAUACGCCCGGGCAUCUGAAACUCUCUCCUCAUUGGCCCGCACUCUCCAGCAGCUCGUUCAGUCCUGCCUGCCCGGACCUUCCUCCGGGCAGAAAAACGAGAUGGGUGCUGAUUUUUCGACAGGGGUGGGAGGGGAAGGAGUGGGGGGAGAGAAGGGAGGGGAGGGGGAGAGGGAGAAUGAAAAGAAGAGGAAGUUGGAGGAGGAAGAGGAGGCGGAGAGGGAGAAGGAAAGGGAGAGGAAGACAGCAAGUACAUUGCUGUAUCUGCGUGGCAUGGCGGUGGCUCAUCCGAUGCUUGUUGUUCCCUUGCUGCCCAUGCUGGCAGCGCAGCUGCAGGAUCUCAUCUCUCUGGUGACCUGCUCGUCCCAGUCACUCAAGGACAAGCCCACUGUGGUGCGACUGGUGGCGCAGCUCUCUGACUUCCUCCUCCGCUGUUGCUCCCACUCUGCUGCCGCUGACAUGCACGUGGGCAUGAAUGGUGCCAUGCAUGCACAAGCGCACAUGGCUCCACAUGGUCCCAUGCGUGCAGACACUCAGACAGGCACAACAAAGAUCUCUCAGCAAGCAGGCUCCCAUCUCAAGAGUCUAGAGCUGGUGCGCGCGCACAGGGGCGGGGCGUUGGCGCACGCAGCAAAGCACUUCGGCAAGGUGAAGAAGCUGAAGCUGCUGCUCGCAACACUGGAUGGUGGAGACAAGCCCACUGUUGAAGGAGAGGGUGAAGGAAGGGAAGGGGACCCGUCGUCGGGGAAAUGGGUGGGGUUGAGCGCAAGGCUGGUUCUUGUGCUGCAAGGCUCAGCGAGUGGCGCUUCAGUUGAGGACGAGUGGUGGCUGUCAGGAGAUGAUGCCUCUACUGCUGCUCGUGGUGCUGCUGCUGGUGCUGCAGCUGGCAUUGAAGCAGGGAAAGCAGCAGGAGAAGGGGCCCACGUGGAAGCAGUGAUGGGAGUGCUGCAGGAGAUAGAGUCAUUGGCAGCACAGCAACCAGCCAGACUAGCCCUUUUCCAGGAACCCCUCUGCAUGGCUCUGCUCUGCUGCCCGUUCCCCCACUCUCCCUCUCUUCCCCCCUCCCUCGCUGCUGUUGGUGGUGGGAGUGUUGCACCUGCUGGGGUUACUGGGUUAGCAGCAGCGGCUGCGGCUGGUG
Molecule: messenger RNA, 11941 nt
Organism: Closterium sp. NIES-65
Lineage: Eukaryota; Viridiplantae; Streptophyta; Zygnematophyceae; Desmidiales; Closteriaceae
Source: the annotation of a GenBank genome assembly